CUGUCUGUGCCUGCAUUUUUUUUCCCUCUUCUCAUUCGUUCUCUGCCUCUCAGCGGUGGCAGCUCAGGGAGGCAGCUGUAUAUGUGUCUGCAUCACAAUCGCCACAGGUAAAGACAGCUGCAUUGUCGGAUGUUGCUUACCCCACAGGGGGUUUGGAAGCGUUUGUCACUGCGGUUGCAAGUUCUCAUCCUGGUGCGGGUUGCACAUUUCUAAUCAUCUCCAAGAAGGCAUCCUGGAGGGAAGGACAAGCAGAGGAUCCCAGCAACCGGACCAAGAAAUCCUAGGCUGACUCGAAAGAGCACAGGCUUACAGGAACUGAAGAAAACACCACUCAGAAAGAGAGAAGAGGGGAUAUUAUUAAAACAUUGUGGUCUUAUCUUUCUGUUUCUCCUCUUAUCUCUUGCUUUCUGCUCUUUCUGUUUCAUUCAUUUUCAUUCACUCCCUGCUUCUCAUCCUCUUCCCCUCUCAUUUUAUCUCUCUGUGGCGGAAUGUUCCCGGCAAAUAGAUGAGAGGAGGCUUUCUAAGCGCUUGCUGCAGUAUUAACGGACAGUAUACUGAGACAGCAGGGCGCUGAGCGGACAGCUUGGGGAAAUCUGAUCCACAGCCGGCUGGAGAAGGAGCAGGAUCACGCGUUGCAGUUGCAGAUUUAUCCGCCCUGUGAUACCACUGCGCGACAACACCCCUCAUUCUCCCCCCCACUCCAUCCCUCUUUCUGUGCUCAUCUAAAGUGUUGCUUUUUGACUAGAUCUGGAAAAUUAAUUGGAUUCUACUGCUUUAUUUUUAGCCUCACUGGUAUUUAGAGCACACAUAGAGGAAGCAAAGUGGGUUUGGAUCCAAAGAGUGGGAAAUAAAAAAAAUCUUCAAAAAAAUAAAGGAGAGGCUGAUUGAAGAGCAAAGAGCUUCAAAGAUAGCAUAUAAUCCUAGGAGACUGUUGGAAAGACGCUUAAACGACAGAUCUCUAUGGUCUUGUUUUCUUUCAGUUACGAAAGAGACUGAUUUGGGGAGCUGAGGGACGCUGACUCUGCUAAAGCUUUUGGAACGGGCUGCACUGGGAAACAUUUUUCCAUUUUUUGGUCUGGUACAGGGUGGGGAAGCAACAAGACCCACCCUGCAAGUUUCGCUCACCUGACUAGACAAUACUGUCCCAUCGUGGACUGCACACAGAGGGGACAUUCAUGCAUUAAGUAGAAAUUGCUGUGGAUUUUUGCUGCAGAGGAAUCCGAACACUGAUGCCAUGGAUUCCUCACAUGCACAAAUGUAAAGCUGUUCCUUCCCACCCAUCUCUCCCUCCCGUCUCUCUUUGUCCCUCUUUCUCCCUGUUAGAGGCAUCGCUUCUUCGUCUUCUUCCCUGGUUUACCCUGCUGUGAACAUUCCGAAGUUCACUGUUGCUUCAGUUGGACAUAGAGACUCAGGCAAGACUUAACAUGGACCAACUGGGCGAUUAUCUAUCUACGCCAGCUCUCCCAUUUCUCACUGGGUGUCUUUGAGUGUGAGUGUGCGUGCUUGUGUGUUUGUGAUUGCGUGUCUGCAUGUAUCUGCACCCCUCCCCUUCUCUCUAUCCUUGGAUUACAUAUUUGUGUACGUAUUAUUGAGAGUGCGAUUCCGUGGGGUCCUUUUUUUAAUCCAUUUCUUCACCUUUCUCUUUGUCUCUUCUCAAUGUCCGGCAUUGUUGGGAACCUUUCUGCCAUGUGCUACCGAUGCCUAUUACAUGGUUAACCCUCAAUGAGCCAUAAAGGACGGCAGGGAAGAAUGAGUGAGUGUUCUGGGGCAGCUGUAUCUGGGGUGGUGAUCCUGGAGGAACCUGAGGGUUCAGGGGCUUCAGGGGGCCGUGGGGAGGGCCAGGCCCAGGAUCAGGGUCCCCUUCGUUGUGCUGUUUGGCCACGCCAGCAGACAUGGUUAUGUGUGGUCCCAUUACUUAUUGGGUUCGUUGGCCUUGGAUUGAGCCUCAUGUUAUUGAAAUGGAUUGUUGUUGGUACAGUGCGGGAUUACGUGCCAACAGAUUUGGUGGAUGCCAAUCGAAUAGGCCAGGAUCCUAUCUUCCUCUCCAAACCAAGCGGGAUUCCCAAAAGUCCUGAUACUACUACUACUACGAUUGCUCCUACAGUUGAUGGCGGGAAUCCCACGCCUAGAACUGUAACUGUUGCAAAAGGUAGAACUCGUUCCACUGCUACUACCACUACUAUAAACCCUAGAGGGGGUGGAGCCUCGGGUAGCCAAGUAACGCCUCGGAAUCCUGUAAAUCGUAAUGGACGUGGACCUUUUACUACAACCACUGCAGCACCAAGGACAACCUUCAUAAUUGGAGCGGCAACAUCUAGCCCCUCUCCGUCCAAUCCAACUGUACUCCAUGACUCUACACAGAUGUGGACCCCGGAGCAUACUACCACAGAGACGGUCUCUACAACGCUCACCACGCGCACACAUGGCCACCGUAAAGCACCAUCUCCAACUGUCCCUCCGCUGCACUCAGAGCAUUUCAAACCCUGUCAUGAGAAGGACCUGGCCUACUGCCUAAAUGGUGGCGAGUGCUUUGUCAUCGAGACGCUCAGUGGGCCUCACAAGCACUGCAAGUGUCGAGAAGGCUACCAGGGAAUCCGCUGUGACCAGUUUCUGCCCAAGACAGACUCCAUCCUGUCUGACCCAAAUCACUUGGGCAUCGAGUUUAUGGAGAGCAAAGAGGUGUACAAGAGACAGGUGCUGUCAAUCACAUCCAUCGCCAUGGCAAUCAGCCUCCUGGGAACCCUGUGCAUGGCCCUCUACUGCCGCAACAAGAGGCGCAGAGAGAAGCUCCAGGCCCAUCUGAAGGAGAGUCGCAGUCUGAAAAACUACACUGCUAAUUCCCACAAUGCCCUGGAAGCGAAGAUGAGGGCUCCCAACACCAACCUGCAAAUGCAUGAGUGCUGCAAACGGUCCUCACAGUCUCGGCAAGGAAAUGUUUGUGAGUCCAGCUUCGCACACUGCAACAUCACCACCACCAUGCCAUCCAACAGCUCCAGAGGCACUGCAAAACAUCACAGAAGUGGAUCCUUGUCUCAUAGCCCAGAUCAGAGAACCCGGGCAGCCCAUUGGUCAGCUCCACGCAGGACUCCACCCAUACCCAGAGGAAGGCUAAAUCCAAUUGGAGGAUCCAAGUAUUCAGGCCCCGCCUACCAACACCUUCAAGAAGUAGACUCGACUGAGAGGGAAGCUGAAGCACAAAGACGCUGCCAAAUGCAGGGAGGAAACCGCUGCGACGACCCCAGACGAGAUGCCCUCCUACAUAUGCAAACUCCCAUUUCCAUGGAGACGACAUCACCAUCACCUUGGAACAGUCGCACGGAGGUACGCUCGGGUCUGUGCGCCCCAUCAGAGCACAAUGAUCCGAACCCUGCCACCCGCAGCCUUCGAAGGCCCUGCCGCCGUCACAGCCACUCCCCGCCUCCCCCGUUUCGUUCCUGCUCCAUCCCGAUCAUCCCCUCCGUCCAGUGUCACCAUGACAACGAGGUGUCCUGUAUGCAGACCAGUGUCACCCCGGCAACCACAGCAAUGUCCGUCACCUGCGGAGCCACGCCCGGCAAGGACGAGAGGAGAGAGAGGGCGGCACACACUGCUCUGUCAUCUUCUUCCUGCUCGUCCGCCAUUGGCCAGCAGCGGGACGAGGUCGCGCUGCUGCUGGAGGAGGCGCAGGAGCAGCUCAGGGCAUUAGCAUUGGCUCACAGGAAGCAGGAUGAGGGCGGGAUCAGCAACAGCGGAUCAACUGCUGCUCUGGUGGAGGCCAGAGAAACUGUUUGUUUCCUGAACCUUAAUGGAGGAAGUGCUGGGGUGCUGAGCUGUAACGGACCAACACAGACCCAGUUACUUAGCCCCAGCCUAUCACACAGAGACGUGGGCCAAACCGGCCAAUGAAAGGACACGGUUUAGGACAUACACUUUCAGUUAGACAGUGUUUGACAGACUGUGGUAUUCUUCAUCUGUGGGACGUGAAUGGAAAUGCCGAAUUGAAAAAAAAAAAAGUAAUAUCAUGGAAUUUCUGAAAAUGUGCUGUUGAUAUGCAUUCUGUAUGGAUACAUACAUACAAACACUUCUGGAGUGGCCGCCUUUACACCGACUGACAGUAUGGAAAAAGAGAAAAAAAUAUUUACAUGCAUUUAUUUACAAAACAAGAGAAACACUUCUACUUAGACAAAAGAAACCAAAUAGUCUGUCAAAUCCAUGGUGUUUUUAAUUGUAAAAAGAAUAUAUAAAUAUAUAUAUAUAAAUAUAUAUGGAUAUAAAUAUAUGGAAUCAAAAAGUGACCAAGUACAAAGUUGAAGAACACAGGAAUGAUGUAACUAUUUUUCUUUUUUUUCUCCCUGUUUUGUAUUAACUCACAUUUUGGUUCUGGCUCAAAUCUAAUGAAGGAACUUAAUUAACGUCCCACUGCACGACCACGAGCCAUGACUCAGAUUCUGUGAUCCUGUGCAGAGUCCAACAUGGCUGACGAGGAAGGAGCCUCCCCACCACAUUUCUCCCCCUCUUCUCUCGCUUUUUGAAAAACUUUCAAACCCGCCACGAAUCAGAGCACAGCCCUCUGUGGUAACCACCAACGCUUUGAGGAUUUACGACACAAAACAAAAACUCUUGGGCUGUAUUGCGUGUGUGUGUAUAUCUGUUGGCGGGGUGCAGCGAGGGAAGAGGGAGAAGAAGAAAAAAACAGGAAGUGACUUCUUUGGAAGGCCAGAUUGUUAAAGACAGCCUAGAUGCUGAACCCCUUUGGGCCAGUGUUUCAAAAAAAAAUUUUCUUUUUCUUUUUUUGUUACAAAGAAUAUUUUCACACAUAUGUGGACACACACUCACCUGUGCAUUAUUUUUCAGUUGGGUGGAUGGUCAGAUGAAUGGAUGGAAGGACAAAGGAAGUAUGGAGGGCUAAGAGGCACCACAGGAACUAUUUUUUUUAGUUUAUUUUAAUUUCCAUUUUUGAUUAUUAAUGAACAAUGCUGCUUUCUGGGGCUGAUGGGAGGGAGAAACACAUGGUUUGGGUACUGAAACAAGAAAUAAAUGUCUCUAUGUUGUAUCCUAUGAAUUGGAAGCUUUUGAAUCUCUGUAUGAAGUUACAGCCAAAUGUUUCUGGUGACAAUAAGUAAAAAAAAAAAAAUGAUUGCAAUUCUGGUAAAGAUUUUUCAAAAUAACAGUUGCUGUGGUUGAUUGCUUGGAAGAUAUUUUGACUCCCUAACAGCACGCUGUCCAACAUGCAUGCUGGGUAACAUCAGUCUGGUUUACACCGGUAUACUGUACUUAUCCUUUUGGCCUUUUCACACACAACCUGGUCUGUGACAGCUUGAAGGAACCUGGGAUCAGUGUCCACAGAGUACUUUAUUUUACCCAUAAAAGUACUUCAUAGUUCA
Messenger RNA from Lates calcarifer (barramundi perch), 5363 nucleotides. Its product is annotated as pro-neuregulin-3, membrane-bound isoform. Gene Ontology annotation, molecular function: chemorepellent activity. The transcript has 9 exons. NCBI's taxonomy places the organism in Eukaryota, Metazoa, Chordata, Actinopteri, Centropomidae. Gene Ontology annotation, biological process: animal organ development; intracellular signal transduction; nervous system development. The coding region runs from base 1723 to 3885 and encodes 720 amino acids. The record is from RefSeq and is a predicted model, not a curated record.